Molecule: messenger RNA, 2901 nt
Organism: Amphiprion ocellaris (clown anemonefish)
Lineage: Eukaryota; Metazoa; Chordata; Actinopteri; Pomacentridae
Gene: wnt7bb
Product: wingless-type MMTV integration site family, member 7Bb
Exons: 4
Coding region: 603-1652 (349 amino acids)
Biological process (GO): neuron differentiation; cell fate commitment; positive regulation of JNK cascade
Cellular component (GO): extracellular region
Molecular function (GO): frizzled binding; cytokine activity
Source: RefSeq, a predicted model, not a curated record
CAACUACACGUGCUGAGCUCAGUCUGGAAGCCCGUCCCAUUCCCUGCAUAUCCAUGCUGGAGGAGGAGGAGGAGGAGGAGGCGUGCAGCCCUUUUGUUACCUGUAUUAGACUACCUGGCUGUUGUAAGUUAGUAACAGUGAGUUUAAGAUGUCUGCAAAAAAAUAGAUACAGCGAGCGGUUUACAAACGUUCUGAACAACAGAAAAGCCACAGGGUUUGUUGGGCACUGCAGUGUGCGCAACUAGUUGAUUUUUACCUGCAAGGCGCAGCAAGUGGGAAUUUUAAUUAGGCUCUACCGUCAAAGUAAGGACGAAUAGGAGGCACUUCCUCCGAGAACUCAUUCACCUUUCAAGUCCUACCCUCUCUCAAGUUUCAUUUUGGAGUUCUUAGGCACCUUUCAGGUCGUCAUCAGCAUCUCACCUGUCCCGGUGGACCAUGGAUUUCACACGGUCGAACAUUUCCAAGGAGCUUCAGCUUGAUGUCGCGGAAAAUACGCGGUCGUCGUGCAUCUGGAAGGGUUAGGAAACCUGCCAAUGUGAACGGAACGCAGCGUGACCACUUUAUGUUACAGUGCAUGGCCUCUGGACAAAGUGGUAACGAUCAUGCACAAACCCCUCCGAAAGCGGAGUCUCUACGUGUUCCUGUGUUUUGGCAUCAUAUAUCUCAGACUUGGGGCCCUGUCCUCGGUGGUGGCUCUGGGUGCCAACAUCAUCUGCAACAAGAUUCCGGGGCUGGCACCUCGCCAGCGGGCCAUCUGCCAGAGUCGCCCAGACGCCAUCAUUGUUGUGGGCGAAGGCGCCCAGAUGGGCAUCAAUGAGUGUCAAUACCAAUUCCGAUAUGGACGCUGGAACUGUUCAGCGCUGGGAGAAAGGACAGUCUUCGGUCAGGAGCUGCGAGUAGGCAGUCGGGAAGCAGCUUUCACCUAUGCCAUCACGGCGGCAGGGGUGGCCCAUGCCAUCACAGCAGCAUGCAGCCAGGGCAACCUGAGCCAAUGUGGCUGCGACCGGGAGAAGCAGGGUUAUUACAACCAGGAAGAAGGCUGGAAGUGGGGAGGCUGCUCAGCCGACAUCAAGUAUGGCAUCGAGUUCUCUCGCCGCUUUGUGGAUGCCCGUGAGAUUAAAAAGACUCCUCGUCGCCUGAUGAAUUUGCAUAACAACGAGGCAGGCAGAAAGGUUUUAGAAGAAAGGAUGAAGCUAGAGUGCAAGUGCCACGGUGUGUCGGGCUCCUGCACCACCAAGACCUGUUGGACGACGCUUCCAAAGUUCCGCGAGAUCGGCUACGUACUCAAGGACAAGUACAACGAAGCCGUGCACGUGGAGGUAGUCCGGGCGAGCCGACUGCGCCAGCCCACCCACCUCAAGGUAAAGCAGACUCAGGGCUACCGCAAGCCCAUGGAGACAGACCUCGUUUACAUUGAGAGGUCGCCCAACUACUGCGAGGAGGACGCAGCCACGGGGAGCGUGGGCACCCAGGGACGCCUGUGCAACCGCACCUCACCACAUACGGACGGCUGCGACCUUAUGUGCUGCGGUCGGGGCUACAAUACACACCAGUACACCAAAGUGUGGCAGUGCAACUGUAAGUUCCAAUGGUGCUGUUUCGUCAAAUGCAACACGUGCAGUGAGAGGACUGAGGUGUUUACCUGCAAAUAAGGACGCAUGGAACUCAGUGCCAGGAAGUGAGGCGCCAAGGACAAGCUGAAUGAGGAAGACCUGCGAGAGCGAGAUCAAAGUGUGUCUUCGACCAGUGAGAGAUUUUCAAGUACAGAAAUGGAAUUUACACUAUCAGCUCUUCGUGGCAUUGUUUUGCACAGCAGAAUCUAUCUAAUUGCUUUUCAGAAAGUAAAUGUUAAAUAUCAGUAGGUAAUACCCCAGAACUUUACAGUCACAUAGAGAUUGUGCUCAUGUACUGAUGUAUCCACAGUGAAGUUGGGACUACAGGUACAGAAUGAGGCCCUUGGUGGGAACUGUGCUUUGCACUCUGGGAUUUCUAAAUGUUCAAUGCAUGGACACUUGCAUGGAGAGGAACUCGCAGUGACGUGGGAGUUGAUCAAAAUGACAACAGCUGAUGAGGUGACCGGGACAGAUCUGUCAAGUCUUUGAUUAAAAACUUUUAUGGGUUUUGUCGUAUUUUCACUAAAGGGGAGCAUGAGUUAAUCUUGACACGAACCCCCAAGAUUGAUGGGGCUUAUGUUGGAGGUCUGUAGAAAUGAAGAACAUUUUAUAAGUGUGGUGCGUUGGGGUGCGCCAAAAUCUGAGUGGAGAACUCUGUUAAACCCUCUGCUGCCAACUGGAAUAUGGUGGAGUAUGUUAGUUUUCCAGUCACACUGGAACUGUCUGUUCUGAACACUGAAAAUAAAUUGUCUAUUUAUGUAAUAGUAUCUUAAAACAAAGCACUAACGGGUAGAGAUGUCUUUUUUGUACUAAGUGUAAAGAAAAAUACUUUUUAGAAAUUCUGACUGAAGAUGUGUGUCUAUAGAAGAUGACCCCCCAUCCCUAAAAACACCUAAUCUUUUUUUUUUUUUUUUAAAAAGAAAGAAAAUACAAAGUUUCAUUGUUACUGGUGUGUUAACGACAAAAGACGUCAUUACAGUGUGUUUCACAUUCAAACACUUUGGUCCUAUUUUAUUGUAGCAUAGUUUGUUUGCAAUUCUUUUUCCCCCCUGAGCAAUAACAUCUGUUUGGAUGAUUUUGCAAUUUCAGUUAAGAGACCGUAGCAAGAAAACACAUUUAACUGCAGAGAUCCUUCCUCAUUUCAUUAACAUGGACAUUAAAAUUGUGCUGGAUGUGUUGUCGAGUGCUACACUUAUAUUUUCUAUUCAGAUACAACUCAUGAGAACUAAAUAAACUCCCAUUUGACUCAGUUUGACAGUUCAUUGCUAAAAUAUAAACUGAAGCUGAA